Molecule: messenger RNA, 156 nt
Organism: Cylicostephanus goldi
Lineage: Eukaryota; Metazoa; Nematoda; Chromadorea; Rhabditida; Strongylidae
Source: the annotation of a GenBank genome assembly
AUGGGCGAAAUAAUUUUGGACGGUGAUACUAAGGAUAAAGAUCUGAGGAGCGAGGACGAGCACAUACCGAAGAGCGGUGCUCACCCGGUUCGGAUAGUUGAAGUGGUUGAAGAUGUUGAUCAUUCAUUUGAACUCAAUGUUGCCGAACUCGAAAAG